AUCAAACAUCAAUCAAUAAUACAUACAAGUCAUUCUCUCUAUCAAUUUAUUUUUACAUGGUAUCAGAGCAAGGUUAAGAAUUUAGUAUUUUUUCGCGUCACCGGCGGGCGGCAAACUCGCCUUAGCCGCUCGCCGGACCUCAAUCUAGUCCACUAGAAUUUUCUACACAUACCUUGAAAUUUCUUCCAGUCCACCACCUUCAAUAAACCCAAUUGGCUCUAUCAAAAGACACAGAUGGCAUAAACACACACACAAUGGAAAGGGAAAAGUAUUGUUACAGGGAUGUGCUGCCAUUUACAGCAAUGGUGACGAUGGAGUGCAUCAACGUCGGUCUCAACACCUUAUUCAAAGCAGCCACCGUCCAUGGCAUGAGCCGUCACGUCUUUGUCGUCUACGCUUAUGCUGUCGCUGCUCUUGUCCUCCUCCCUUCCCCUUUCUUCUCUCGCAGAUCAACAGAGCUGCCUCCUCUCAACUCCUCCAUCGCAUGUAAAAUCUUCCUUCUCGGGCUGAUCGGGUGUACGUCUCAGAUAUUGGGAUAUACAGGGAUCAAUUACAGCUCUCCCACACUUGCUUCAGCCAUCAGCAACCUCGUCCCUGCUUUCACUUUUAUACUUGCCCUCAUUUUCAGGAUGGAAAAGCUAGCACUGAGAAGCUCGCGCAGUCAAGCUAAAAUCAUAGGCACCGUAGUAUCACUUUCAGGAGCAUUUUUAGUAACUCUCUACAAAGGCACACCUAUUGUGUUGAAUCCAUCACCUGCAGGUAUGAGCAUGCCUAUUGCACAUGUGGAAGAAAGUUGGCAAAUGGCUGAAUUCUACAUCAACAAGAUUCUUGUAGAGUACAAAAAUAAAGACCUGAAUCACAUGGCUUCUUCCCCCUCCAUCUCGUCGGCAGACCUAUGCACAUGGGCACACACUCAACACACUGCCCCAUACACACACAUGACAUCCCACUCUCUCUCUCAUCUUUUCACACUUUCAAACCCACUUUAAUCAUAUCUCUCAUUUCUC
This is a messenger RNA of Camellia sinensis, 1007 nucleotides long. The record is from RefSeq and is a predicted model, not a curated record. Lineage: Eukaryota; Viridiplantae; Streptophyta; Magnoliopsida; Ericales; Theaceae.